Solanum dulcamara is the source of this 983-nucleotide messenger RNA. Its product is annotated as remorin. The record is from RefSeq and is a predicted model, not a curated record. Lineage: Eukaryota; Viridiplantae; Streptophyta; Magnoliopsida; Solanales; Solanaceae. The transcript has 5 exons. The coding region runs from base 165 to 776 and encodes 203 amino acids.
CUUCCUCUCUUCUAUUCCAUGGUCCAUUUAUAUAUAUAUAGAGUAUGUCCAAUCAAUUAAGGUGACAGUUACCUUCUUCCAACUACUAAAUAUCUUCUCAAAAAAAAAAGAUCUUUUUUUCUUUAAAGAAAGAAUUCUGUGUUUUCUUGAUUCUGUUUGUAGCCAUGGCAGAAUUGGAAGCUAAGAAAGUAGAAAUUGUGGACCCUGCACCAGAAACAGAGACUGUUGAAGCUCCUAAAGAAGUAGGAGCGGCUGAUGAGAAAGCCAUAGCUGCACCAGCUCUGCCACCUCCUGAAGAAGACAAGGAAAAAGAAAAAGAAAAACCCGAUGACUCCAAAGCACUAGUUGUUGUCGAAGAAAAUAAAGAACCAGAACCUGCUGAUGAGAAAAAAGAGGGAUCUAUUGACAGAGAUACUGUGCUUGCACGCGUUGCAACAGAGAAGAGACUAUCACUCAUCAGAGCAUGGGAGGAAAGUGAGAAAUCAAAAGCCGAAAACAAGGCUCAAAAGAAGGUAUCUGCAAUUGGUGCAUGGGAAAACAGCAAGAAAGCAAACCUAGAGGCUGAACUCAAAAAGAUGGAGGAACAGUUGGAGAAAAAGAAGGCAGAAUAUACUGAGAAAAUGAAAAACAAAAUUGCUCUUCUCCACAAGGAAGCAGAAGAAAAGAGAGCGAUGAUUGAAGCUAAACGUGGAGAAGAUCUUCUCAAGGCAGAGGAGCUGGCAGCCAAAUACCGCGCCACUGGAACUGCUCCAAAGAAAAUCCUUGGAUUGUUUUGAAGCAGCAAGCACCAGGUCUGCAUCGGUAGUGAUUGGGAGUUGCAUUCUGUAAAGUUUGUGCAAAUGGAAUUUUGUUUCUUGUUAGAUUACAUUGUGUGAUUAUAUAUUUUAGAACCAUUUAUUGUUUAUUGUUAUGUGUGCAUAGUGAUGUAUUUCCAGUGUAUAUAGCACCUGGACAAAAUUAACUUUGUGAGAUUUUACGAAAAA